Messenger RNA from Blepharisma stoltei, 588 nucleotides. The record is from the annotation of a GenBank genome assembly. Lineage: Eukaryota; Ciliophora; Heterotrichea; Heterotrichida; Blepharismidae.
AUGAAGCUCUAUGCUCAUUAUAGAGAAAACACAUAUACAGUAAUACUAGAACCACAUCGAAGCGUUGGCUACCUCGCAGGCUUAAUUGCAGGCUUAACCUCCAAUUGCUCAAUCUGGAUUAGCAAAUUUCCAAGCGGCCAAGAAAUUUCUGAAAACAUCGCGAUUUCUUCGUUUUUUGAUGAAAAUGAUGACGUGUGGGUUGUAAGAAGUGAAGAAAGCAAGGCUCCAAUAUCAGUAGGCAAUAAGCCUAAAGAAGCUCUAGAGUAUUUAAGCCUAUCACAAUAUUCCUUUUAUGAGUCUGGAAAAAUGUGGGUAAAGGUCGAUGUUCCAUUCGAAGGGAUUGGAGCUCAUCCAAAAGAACUGAUUUCUCAUGAAUUUGGGGAAAGAUAUUUUGGGUUUUCUAUUAGAAAUUUCAAAGGGAAAAACUAUAAAUUUUUCGUACCUAAACUCCAAUGCAAAAUCAAUCCAGAAAAAUCUAAAAUUGCUAUUAUGAGUGGCAGCAUAAGAGUGAGCUUAUAUAAGGACAAGGAAAAUGAUAACUGGUUCUCGCUGUUCAAAGCUAAAACUAUUGGAGGGGAUGAUGACUAG